This is a messenger RNA of Numida meleagris (helmeted guineafowl), 1128 nucleotides long. It is a transcript of the gene PIGX, whose product is annotated as phosphatidylinositol glycan anchor biosynthesis class X. The transcript is spliced from 6 exons. The record is from RefSeq and is a predicted model, not a curated record. Lineage: Eukaryota; Metazoa; Chordata; Aves; Galliformes; Numididae. Bases 37 to 858 code for a protein of 273 amino acids. Gene Ontology annotation, cellular component: endoplasmic reticulum membrane. Gene Ontology annotation, biological process: GPI anchor biosynthetic process.
CUGCCCGCUCUAAGUGCCUGCGGGACGCGACGCAAAAUGGGCGCCCGCAGCCUCCGUCGGGGUCAGGCAGUCCUGCCGGCAGCCCCGGCCCUGAGCGGAGGCGGGGCCUCGCGAGGCGGCCCCAAGAUGGCGGCCGGGAGGUGGCGGCCGAGCUUGGGCGUGCUGCUCUGUGCGUUCCACGUGCAGGCCGCUUGCCGCGGGAGCGCCGUCUCACAGGAGCUGCUGAAGGAGGGCUUCCACAGGGAACUGCUCGUGAAGGCGGAGCUGGGUGGAAGAGGGCAGUGGGCAGUGGGAUGCACGGUGGCUGCUAGAACUCAGCUGCCGCCGGGAGUCUACGUGGAUCCCUAUGAGCUGGCAUCGCUGCAGCAGCACAAUGUAACAAAGGCGGUGCUGAUUCCUGAUGUCAUUGAUGUGGAGGCUCCCGAGUACUCAGCUACAGACCUUACAGUUCUGCUGUCCCUGCAGCCCGACCCUCGCUGUUCACGCUGUUUCAGAGCAGCGUUGCCUGUACACGGGCGGUACCACCGACCAGCAGGAAACGGUGGGGAUGCGUUGGUUGCUCUGAAGAGUGCAGAAAUACUGGUCUGCUGCUGUGGCGAGAGCCUGUCACCGGAGUGCUGGCAGCCUGCUGAAGUGGACGCUCCCUGCUCAGGGAAUAAGGACCACCUCUGUCAGUGGUACAGCGCAACACACCAACCUGAGUAUGAAGAAUUGAUUCUGCGGGUCCCGGUGGGGCUCACACAACAUAGUUUCUUAGUGUGUGUCGUGACUCUUCUUGCCACCGUGCUCUGUUCCAGCCUGAUUCUUGCAGCUGUAUGCAAAUACGGAGACUUCUCUCUGGUGACCUGCUUGGAAUAAAGAAGUGCAAAAUGACUGAGCUCCGUCCAGCAAAACUAACUACUGUUAUUUACAUCUUGGCAAUGCACGAGGGCGCCCUAAUGGACUGUCAUUCUCCUGUACAAAGGCAGCAGCAGUCAGGAGCAGAAUCUGUCUCUAGUUCCUUACUCUAGGCCAUGGUCUGCUUUGGCUACAGUGCUUCUCCUUGCAGAGGUGUUUGUAUUUCUUGAAUUUAAAUGAAUUGACUUGAGAAGUGGGUGUUAAGGCUAUGAAAAACAUCUAAUCCUUCAA